CCGGAGACGCCGCCUCCAUUUUAGCACCGACACCAGGCGGAGCGGCAGCGGCUCGCAGCAUUCAGCGGCCGGCGGAAGGACUCCUGCGGCGGGACUGUGGCUCAGACCCCGGCGGUGGUUUCCUUCAGCCUCAAUCAGCCUUUUCUGCGGGAUGGCGGCGCUGCGGCGGGACGCGGCCGAAUCGGCGGAGGAUUUGUGAGGAUUUAGUGGCUCGUCCUGUGCGGUGAGACUCGUCGUCGAGUGGAGGAGAGGAGGCGGCGGCUCGGCUUCGGAUGGUGAGGUUCUCAGUGAGGAUGCGGCAGUGAGCAUGCUCAGAGUGUUGAUCGUUACCAUGGCGAUAUUCGGCGGCAGCCAGGCGUGCAGCGGUCAGGAGAACUGCUCGACCAACAGCGAGUCCAAAGACUACUGCUACUCGGCUCGGAUCCGCAGCACCGUGCUGCAGGGGCUGCCGUUCGGCGGCGUCCCCACCGUCCUCGCCCUCGACUUCAUGUGCUUCCUGGUGCUGCUCUUCGUCUUCUCCAUCCUGAGGAAGGUCGCGUGGGAUUAUGGCCGCCUGGCACUGGUCACUGACGCCGACAGGCUGAAGAAGAAUUUCAUCGACCCGGAGGAGAGAGAAUACGUUGCCUCAGCAAUGCAUUCAGAAACGCCGGAUCGCUACGAACGCCUCACCUCCGUCUCCAGCUCUGUGGACUUCGACCAGAGAGACAAUGGAUUCUGCUCAUGGCUGACAGCGAUUUUCAGAAUAAAGGACGAGGAGAUCAGGGAGAAGUGUGGUGAAGACGCCGUCCACUACCUGUCCUUCCAGCGCCACAUCAUCGGGCUGCUGGUCGUGGUCGGGGUUCUGUCCGUCGGCAUCGUUCUGCCGGUGAACUUCUCUGGAGACCUGCUGGAAAACAAUGCUUACAGCUUCGGACGCACUACGAUAGCCAACCUCAAGUCUGGGACAAACUUGCUGUGGCUCCACACUUCAUUUGCCUUCAUGUACCUGCUCCUGACCGUCUACAGCAUGAGGAGACACACAUCCAAGAUGCACUACAAGGAGGACGACUUGGUGAAACGCACUUUAUUCAUUAAUGGCAUCUCUAAAUACGCUGAGGAGAGUCAGAUCAAGCAGCACUUUGAGCAGGCGUACGAGAACUGCACGGUGCUAGAGGCUCGCAUCUGCUACAACGUGGCCAAACUGAUGGCGCUGAACGCCGAGAGGAAGAAGACGGAGCGCAGCAAGAAGUUCUUCACUGACCUGAUGGCGAAGGAACACGUUCCCACCAUGAUCAACCCCAAACCCUGCGGACACCUGUGCUGCUGUGCCAUCACCGGCUGUGAGGAGGAGGAGGCGGUUAGCUACUACACCAAGAGGGAGGCCAAGCUGAAGGAGGAGUACCGCAAGGAGAAGGAGAAGGUCCACACCAAACCUCUGGGCAUGGCCUUCGUCACCUUCCAGAACGAGGCCAUGACUGCGAUUAUUCUGAAGGACUUUAACGCCUGCCAGGUCCAGGGUUGUCGCUGUCGUCAGGAGCCUCGUUCCUCUCAGUUCAGUGACGUUCUCCACGUCCACAACUGGAGUGUUUCGUACGCUCCCGACCCGCAGAACGUCCGCUGGGAGCACCUGUCGCUGGGCGGGAUCUCCUGGUGGAUCCGCUGCUUCGUGAUCAACUGCAUCCUCUUCAUCCUGCUCUUCUUCCUCACCACGCCGGCCAUCAUCAUCUCCACCAUGGACAAGUUCAACGUCACCAAGCCCGUGGAGUAUCUUAACAAUCCCAUCGUCACUCAGUUCUUCCCCACUCUGCUGCUCUGGGCUUUCUCUGCUCUGCUGCCCACCAUCGUCUACUAUUCUGCCUUCUUCGAGGCUCACUGGACCAGGUCUGGAGAGAACAGGACGACGAUGCACAAGUGCUACACCUUCCUGAUCUUCAUGGUUCUGCUGCUGCCGUCUCUUGGACUCAGCAGUCUGGAUGUUUUCUUCCGCUGGCUGUUUGAUAAGAAGUUCCUGGCUGAUGCUAAAGUCAGGUUUGAGUGCGUCUUUUUGCCGGAUAACGGAGCGUUCUUCGUCAACUACGUCAUCGCCUCGGCGUUCAUCGGAAACGCCAUGGACCUGCUGAGGAUCCCCGGCCUGCUCAUGUACAUGAUCCGGCUGUGCCUGGCUCGGUCCGCCGCCGACCGCCGCAACGUCAAGAGGCAUCAGGCCUACGAGUUUCAGUUUGGAGCAGCUUACGCCUGGAUGAUGAACGUCUUCACCGUGGUGAUGGCCUACAGCAUCACCUGCCCCAUCAUCGUCCCCUUUGGUCUGAUGUACAUGCUGCUGAAACACCUGGUGGACAGGUACAACAUGUACUACGCCUACCUGCCCUCCAAACUAGACAAGAAAAUCCACUCCGGUGCCGUCACCCAGGUGGUGGCGGCACCCAUCCUCUGUCUCUUCUGGCUGCUCUUCUUCUCCACCGUACGCACAGGCUUCGAGACGCCGACCUCCAUGUUCACUCUGGUGGUGCUGAUCGUCACCAUCGUGGUCUGUCUGUCGCACGUCUGCUUCGGACACUUCAAGUAUCUCAGCGCUCACAACUACAAGAUCGACACCAAGGAGAACGACGUGGACGCUGUGGAGAACGGACGUCCGGCUCGCCCCUCGUCCUCCCCCACCACCAAGUCUCAGCAGCAGCAGCAGCAGCAGAUGUACAUCGCCCAGGUGCUCCAGGACCCAAACUCAGAUGAGCCGGGCGGCGGCAGCAGUGAGGAGGACCGAGGCUCAUCCCAGGACGAGGAGAUGCUGAACGGAGGGAAUAGCAUCAACGAGGCGGAUUUCCAGUCAGGGGAGGACAGUCUGAUCGCCAACGAGGUCCACCAGUAGCUGGGGGCGGAGCUAGAGGGAGGGGGCGGAGCUAGUUGAGGGCCAUACCCACACAACAGUUGAGCUGACUGGAGAAUCACUACACACACAAACACUCAUACGGUAGACUGCCGUGAUUAGCUCCACCCCCUUCCAGCCUGAAGACUUGACCCUGACCUUCGACGCCGGCGCCGGGUCGCCAACACCCAGUCCUGUGGAAACCAGAGGGACCUUAAAGUGUCUCCACAGGAUGUCACUGUAAAUAACCACAAAGCCAAAAGUUUUUUUUGUUGUUUUUUGUCGGGUGGGUGCGGGGUUCAAAAAUUUGUGCCUGGGCUGGAUUUCGUUCGUUCGCACUCGUGUCUUGACUGCUGAUCGCAGUGCGGGUCGCCAGGACUGGACCCGUUGAGGGAUUCUAGCCGAAGCUGACGCUGUUCUUUUACUGGGCCCGGUGACACCUCCAAACGUCACCGCCAUCCUCCAGUAUCAGAGCACUAAAUGACUCGCCAACCGCCGGUUCUUGUAGUGGUAGAAGCCUCGCUUACGCAGACGCACCGCAGUCCCUCUUCCCUCCUUCAUCCUGUGGAUCUUGCCGGUUCGUUCAACACAUCUCACGGAGGUUUUGUUUUUCUAACCUGCCAAGCUUUCGCUGCAUGUUGUAAAAGUGCUGUCUGGAUGUCGCCGCGGCCUUCGGAUGAUGUCAUUCAUCGCUGGCCAAUGAACUCGCCACAGUUCCAUCUUGAUUUCGGCGGCACAUCGUCCCACCUUCUGGAGGAGCGUUUGCAGCUUUUCCACUUCCACUGGACGAUCCUCAAAGCACUGGACUCAGCGUGAGGAUGCUUUCUGGUUUUGAUUUCACCUGAACUACCUUAAAUCGUGAAUACCUGACAAAGGGAAUGGGGAUGUUUGUGUCUGUGUACAUUUAGCAAUCAAAACUCUUUCCAUUUGUGGGGACUUUGUGAAGUCGCUCUGACUCUUCCAGCAGCAGCAGCAGCAGUAGUUUGGUAGACGCAGAAGAGCAGCGCUUUUCGGCCGGAUGUUCUACCCUCGACGCCUGAAGCUGUCGGGACUCUCAAGGGAAAUGUUUUCUGUCCUGUGUGUAUUGAAGUGUGCACUGUCAGCCUGUCUGUGUGUUUAGUAGCUUUUUGUACGCCAACCUGCAUCAUGAAGGGUUUCACAGCAUCACCAGGUAACCGAAAACACCUGGCUCACAGGUUCAGCCGUUUCUCAAACCGAUCAUCCCUCUACUGUAGAAUUAACGCUGCAAGAUGUUUCCUUCACACACAAUCAUGUUUUCACAUCAACAGAGUCUGUUUUUACUGCAUUACAGCUGCAGCGGUUUCAUUCUACCAGUUCCACCUCUGGCACAGUGCUUGUUUAGCCUAGCUUAGCACAGAGUUAGCUUCAGAUCUGUCACACCGAUGCUUUCACUGCAGGAAUCUUUGUCGAUGAAAGAUGACAUUUCCAGAAACAAGCCGUCUAAUUGAUCCUUUCAACUGUUCUGCUUCCGCUGUGGUGUAGAAUCCAAUAUCUCAGACCAUCAAGUUAACUCUAAAUGCAAAAAAAAGACAAGUAGUAGUUAUUGAACGUAACUGCAGUUGUACGUCAGAAUUAGAACUUUUGGAAGUUUGUCAUGUUAUCAUCUAUGGAGAACGUCUGCAGAGGUAGAGGUUCCUGUUGGACAUUUUAAAAGGAAGAGCAAGUUCCUGCAGUAGAAAGCAGUCCAUUGUGACUACCAAGCUAAAGGCUAAUAUAUUGUUGGACCUACAGACCUCAACCUGUUAUCAUCUUUUAGCGGUCACAAUGCUGUGACUUAUCAGUGUACGCUAUCUUGUUCGUUAACGAGGGAAAACUGCUAAGCAAGCUCCUUCAAAAGAGAUAAAGAUUUGUUGUUUGCUUUUAUAUCUAAAGUAGGCAAGCUUCUUAGUCCUGUUAGCAUAGAGUUAGCCUAAUGUGUUGGUAUCUAUUUUCAUAUAGAGUUUACGUUUAUGCUAACUUUUGCACCAUUGACCAGUUUCAAGUCAGAAUUGAGUUAAGUGGCAAUUUUUAAGUUUACCAUCUCGUUCACAAUGUAGCUUUAGUUUUUAGUAGCUUGCAAAUAAAUUAGCAUUAGUUUUUGAUUUCAUCAGCAGGGAGUAACCAGCUCAGUUACUGAGUGUUUCUAGCUUGUUAAUGAGCUAAAUUUAGUUUUUUAGUUCAUGAAUUUGUAUUUAAAAACUACCUUUAGUUUCUGAGGUUAUUAGCUUGCUAACAAACUGGCUUUAGUUCCUGGUUUUAUCAGUAAUUUACAAUCUAGCUCCCGUUAAUGUGCUUAUUUGCUUCUUAAUUAACUAGUUUGAUUUUAAGUUUUUCUUUUAGCUUAUUAGCUAACUAGUUUUCAUUGUAAAGGACAUUAGCUUAAAACUAGCUUUAGUUGUAAAUGUGAUUAGCUUGAAAUUAGCUUCAGUUAUUUUUCUCAGCAGCUUGAAAACUAAGUCUUAACAAUAAAUGAUGAUGAUGAUUCUUGAGUUUGUUAGCUUGUUAACAUGUUAGCUUUAGUUUUUGAAAUGUUAGCAUUAUAUAAAUAGUAAUAGUUGUACUUGGCGAGCGUUGUUCUUCAGUUAUUUAGUGUUGAAAUAGCUCUCCUUAGUUCAUUAGCCUGUUAAAGAGAAGGACCUCUGGUUCUUGAUUUUGUUGGCAAGCUAAAAAACUAGCUCUAAUUCCUGAGCCUCUUAGUUUAACAAAUUAGCAUUUGUGACCUGAAUAACUUGCUCAGUGACAGUCGGCUUGCUAGACUGGAGAGCUUUGUCCCUCUUCAAUAACUCAUCACAGAGUGAAACGGCGAACAAUCCCAGGAACAAAUGACUAGUGUGUUAGCAGUUAGCUUACAGGCUAACAGUAGUUCACCAGCUAGGCUACAGCAGCGAGUUUCCAUUUCCACAAAUGUGUGAAUCGUCUGAAGCAACGUUUGAAAGUGAUUUUUUUCUCUCUUGAUGGAGCUACGCUAACCUAGCAGUUUUCCCCAUUCCUUCCAGUGUUUGUGCUAUGCUAGGCUAACCAGGCACUGGACACCAGGUGAAAGAAAACAAGGAAAUCAGAAGUUUUCUCUGACCACAGGUUUAGUUUAAACUAGUCUGACUCAUCAGAUGUAGAUUUAAGCUGACAUUGCUCGGCUUUCUCCUUCUCUGCUGAUGUUCACCAGUUUAUUGUUUCUAAAACCCCUUCAGGAAACGUCAUCGUUCACACGGAACAUCUCAAAUCUUUUGAAGAUUUGGAACAUCAGUAAAGCAGACACGUAAAUGUUUAGCUCCACCAUCACGUUGAAUAGGAUUUAAAGGAGCACAAACAUGGCAGCGGUUUUUAUUUCCCCCAAAGCAGAACCAUUAUGAGCUGGAUAGAAUGGUCUGACCACUCCGUGUUUAAACAGCUGGAUAGAAUGGUCUGACCACUCCGUGUUUAAACAGCUGGAUAGAAUGGUCUGACCACUCCGUGUUUAAACAGCUGGAUAGAAUGGUCUGACCACUCCGUGUUUAAACAGCUGGAUAGAAUGGUCUGACUACACUUUUUUGUUUAAACAGCUGCAGCUUUAAUGCAGAUUAUUUUCUGGAUGGAGGUUCAGGCGUUGCUUUCCAACAAUCCUCGUGGUGUCUACUGUCAGCUGGGUCUAGAUCUGUUGUUGAACCUGUCGUCGUCAUGGUUCCUCCUGCUGCUCUACCUGAGGUGAAGAACAUUGAAGCUCAUCUGGUGACACCAGGUGUGACUCAGCGCCGCCCCCUGGUGGACGGUUCAUCCUGACAUGAUUGGGUAGAAACGAUGACACUCCCAUUGUAGAGGCUUUAAGACGAGGUGUCGGCGUUGCCAUGACAACAGGAGCAAAGGCACUUACCUGGCUGGCAGUGACAUCAUCAAGAAGCGACAGGUUGGGGUGCGGGGGGGCGAUGAAAUAGUCUCAGGUGUGUUUUUUUUCCCCUAAAAUAAUGUUUACAUCAGUUGCUUUUUUUCGUGUGUGUGUGUGUGUGUGUGUGUGUGUGUGUGUGUGUGUGUGUGUGUGUGUGUGUGUGUGUGUGUGUGUGUGUGUGUGUGUGUGUGUGUGUGUGUGUGUGUGUGUGUCGGACACAGAGCUGGACUAUGAAAGCUGUAGCCUCCAGGCAGGACGCCAGUUUGGCGGCUACAUGCUGGAGAACCUGCAGCGUUUGUGUCUUGUGUUGUGUCCCGUCACCUCCAGGGGGCGCUGCUGCAGCGCUCUGCACUGAUUGUAUGCACAUGAAGGAGGGAUCUGGAUCUGAGGCUCCAGGUUCGGUUCAGUGGCUCCUGAAACAUUUAGCCGUCGUGAAAAGAAAAAGACAAAACAUUAAUGAAACCAAAGUAAGAAGUUGGUGAGUUUCAGAUCUUUGUUGGGCUGCUGGUUCUGGUUCUGGCAUCAUUAGAGCCCGAUUCAAACUUGGUCCAUAAUUAGACCUGACCCAAACAGACCAGAACACCAGUCCAGUGAGCACCUGAAAGGACCAGACCACCACCCUGGGCGGGAUGUGAUCCGAUGGUUCUAUGGGGGUUCUGGGAGUCUGUGUGGGGGUUCUGGGAGUCUGUGUGGGGGUUGUUUGAUAUUCCAGCAACGUUGGUUCAAAGCUGUGAUGAAGGCUCUGAAGAAUCAGCCACUGCUCUUUGCUUUCUUAGUUUUUUAAAUCGUUGAAAUGUGAAAAGAAGAAUGUGAAGCGACUCGUUGGUUGAAAACAACUGAAAUGAAAACCGUGUACAAAGUGAAAUGUGUGUAAAUAGCCAUCGAAGCGCACGUCGUCUUCGGAGACGCAGCGACUCAUCACUCCACGCUUUUAAUUUAUUGCUGUGACACUAUUUAUUUUUACUUUGGUUCCGUAUGUACAGUGAAACAUUCGUCCUAUUUAUGUUACUUGAUCAAUAAAAUUGGCUUUCAUCUGUU
This is a messenger RNA of Acanthochromis polyacanthus (spiny chromis), 7739 nucleotides long. RefSeq names its product CSC1-like protein 2. Gene Ontology annotation, cellular component: plasma membrane. The record is from RefSeq and is a predicted model, not a curated record. Lineage: Eukaryota; Metazoa; Chordata; Actinopteri; Pomacentridae. The coding region runs from base 308 to 2845 and encodes 845 amino acids. The transcript has 24 exons. Gene Ontology annotation, molecular function: calcium-activated cation channel activity; nucleic acid binding.